AGGUCAGCUCAUAUCCGUGCGAGUGAUUUGAAGGUUCAUGGUUUUGGGGGUUUUAAUAAACUGAUUUCUACCUUAAUAGAGUACAUUUGUGCACUAAAUAACCCUGAUUAGCGUAGCCCGAAAGUGAUGGCCGAGUUGCUGAUCGAUCCCAACAUCCGCGGGUGGGUGUUCCUGCCGAUAGUGGUUAUCACCUUUCUGGUCGGUAUCAUUCGCCACUACUUUUCGAUAUUGAUUUCCUCACAGAAGAAGGUCGAACUGACGCAGAUCCAAGACAGUCAAGCGAUGAUCCGCGCUCGGUUGCUGCGGGAAAACGGCAAAUACCUAACCCCACAGGCGUUUGCGAUGCGAAGGCACUACUUCAACAACGAGGAAACUGGUUACUUCAAAACGCAGAAGCGAGCACCACCGAGUCCGAACUCGACGGCCAUGCUGUCCGACCUGGUCAAGGGAAACUUUAUCAACGUCCUGCCGAUGAUUGUGAUUGGUGGCUGGAUCAAUUGGAUGUUUUCGGGCUUCGUUACCACAAAGGUUCCCUUCCCGCUGACGCUGCGCUUCAAGCCGAUGUUGCAGCGCGGAAUCGAACUGGCUUCUCUGGACGCUGCUUGGGUCUCGUCCGCUUCCUGGUACUUUUUGAACGUUUUCGGCUUAAGAAGCAUUUACACGCUAGUGUUGGGCGAAAAUAAUGCGGCCGAUCAGACGCAAACGAUGCAGGAUCAGAUGUCCGGUGCUGCCGUUGCAAUGCCCCAGGAUCCGAAGGCGGCUUUCAAAGCCGAAUGGGAAGCGCUGGAGAUCACCGAAUAUCAGAACGCACUGGCGAACAUCGAAGCCGAGCUGCUAGCCAGCUCGGCUGUAGGAUCUGCUUCCGAUGCCGCUGCCCAAGCACAGCACAACCGAGAGGAUGGGGCGUUGCGAAAUUAACCUUGCAUUUUCUUCAGGCUGUUCGCUGCCGAGCCACGGGAUUGGUGGUGGCGGUGGUGGUAAUAAACAGUGCAUAGUUUAGUGUUAAUUUGUUGUUUCAAAGCUAGAAAAAAUAAUCAUGUGACAUCAUCGCUGUAUCAUCUUGUAAUGGAAGUUUAGGGUUAGUGAACAUCCUAGACGGAAGGAUUAGCCUAUACUAUUUAUGUUAUCAGCUAUCAGCAUUUCACGCAGUGUUUUUUAGAGCGAUGCGGACGGGAACAUUAGUUUAGGUAGCGCUAAGAUUGUACUAUAGCUCAAUGAAACCGAAUAAAAGCCACCAGA
Messenger RNA from Sabethes cyaneus, 1239 nucleotides. It is a transcript of the gene EMC3, whose product is annotated as ER membrane protein complex subunit 3. Lineage: Eukaryota; Metazoa; Arthropoda; Insecta; Diptera; Culicidae. The transcript is spliced from 3 exons. The record is from RefSeq and is a predicted model, not a curated record. The coding region runs from base 127 to 918 and encodes 263 amino acids. Gene Ontology annotation, biological process: protein folding in endoplasmic reticulum. Gene Ontology annotation, cellular component: membrane; EMC complex.